AUGGGCAGCCUCAGCGUGGAACAAAUUGAGUUCUACGUUUCAGCAUUUGUGACUUUACCCUUGGCUCUGUUGGGGCUCGGGGCGAAUGUCAUCAACGCCAUCAUCUUCCUCAAACAGGGCGCCCAAGACUGCGUGUCUGUGUGUCUUCUGGCUCUCUCCCUCUCGGACUUUGCCAGUGUUCUCAAUGGCGGCGUGGCCUAUCUGUAUAACGUCCUUGUACACUUGGAUGUGGUGUCGAUCAUCGAUCCUGUUGCCUUCAACUUUGUCAUGAGCUACGGUUGCGCUAUGUUUUACGACUUGUCGCAAGGAAUCGUGGCGUUUGUCACCGUAGAACGCUGCCUCUGUGUGGCCAUGCCCCUCAAGUUUAGAGACAUCUUUACUUUCCGGAGAUCUGUGCUUGCUAUGACGGUCAUGUACGCCUUCACCAUAGCAGCAUACGUUCCUCACUUGGUCACCAGCGGGCUUUCCUGGCGCCGCGACCCCUCCACGAAUACAUCCAGGGUCACUCUCUGGUUGUCUGAGAACCGAGCCGCGACAGAGCUGUACCUGAAAGUCUUCAUCUACGUCACAAUGCCCACUGUGUACCAGGUGGUCGUGCUGCUCUGUACCUACGUCAUGAUCAAUGGACUCCAGAGAUCCUCCAAGUUCAGAGAGGGAGAGAAGACAAGAAAGAAAGCUGCUGGACCAGACGGCUCUGCUCAAACGUCACACAGUCACAUGGUUCUCCAAUCUCCUUCAGAGGCAAAGACCGGUACAGCCAGAACACAAGGCAGUCAGACAAAUAGCCGGGACACGAGACACCAGGAGAAAGAAAGCCACCCGACCAACGAGAAAUCACCUGCAAAAUGCUCUAAGAAAAAAGAUCAUGAAAGAAAAGGGAACCCAAGAAAUGUGCGAGAGACAAUACACCACGAAACAACACCGGAGCAGACGACAAACUCGCGGACAACAGACACCAGUUUUUCCCACAAGAACAGACGCGUCAUCAAAACCGUGUCGGUCCUAGCGGUCAUCUUCCUGGUCGCCAACACUGUCCGGCUGGUCAUCGUCUACGCCUACAUCGCUGAGCCUGGGCUGGGCUACGGUUACAGCUACCAUGACGUGGUCGUUUUCUUAAACGUGGCGGUCUUCCUGUUCCAGACCAUGAACUCUUCCGCCAACAUCCUUGUUUACUAUCACUUCAACGCCAGCUUCAGAAAUAUGUUGAGGUCAACUUUCUGUACGGGAGAAAAAUGA
This is a messenger RNA of Aplysia californica (California sea hare), 1236 nucleotides long. RefSeq lists its product as uncharacterized. Gene Ontology annotation, molecular function: G protein-coupled receptor activity. The record is from RefSeq and is a predicted model, not a curated record. Gene Ontology annotation, biological process: G protein-coupled receptor signaling pathway. Lineage: Eukaryota; Metazoa; Mollusca; Gastropoda; Aplysiida; Aplysiidae. The coding region runs from base 1 to 1236 and encodes 411 amino acids. Gene Ontology annotation, cellular component: plasma membrane. The transcript has a single exon.